GGGGAGGUGUGAGAGUCCCGCGUGGGGGGACAUGGAGGGACCGCGACCGACCGCGACAGCGAGACAACGGGAUCGACGCCGGGGUCCCACGGAACCAUGGCGUGAAGAGGGCACCAUGACCGACCCCAGAGAGGACACCAGGACUGACCCCGGGGGGACACUUAAGCCCACGCCCUUGGACUCCCCAGAGCCCGGAGGGGUCCAAGAAGACCCCAGGACAGACCUCCCCGAUCUCAUAACAGACCCUCCGGAGCCCUCGGGGGUCUGGCCACUCUAUCCCCGCCUCACACUUUGGGGGACGUAAGGACAGCUUCCCUUAGGGGACGAGAGGCUGGGGAGGUUGGGGGCUGCUGAGCUCCCCCAUGUGCCCCACGAUGCCCCCCGUAUCCCCUUCCUGCAGGGGUGGAGGUGUGAGGUAGGAAGGGCUGUGGGGAGCAGCAGUGUUCUAUUUUAAAGAGUUUUGGGGUUUUGGUCCCCCACCCCCACAGCCUGUGGCCGCACUAUAAAAGGUGUCAGGACGCAGGCAGUCACCCACUGUCAGUCACCGGCUGUCACCGGCUCAGUGGGCUCACCAUGGCUUCCAUCUUCCUCCUGCUGCUGCUGGUGGUGGGAGCAACGCAGGCCAUGGCCCCCCCUCUCUGCCAGGGUGACCCAACGUCCUGGUGCUGGAACGUGGAAAUGGCCACACGCUGUGGCUGGGAGCAGCAGUGCCAGGACCUCUGGGACAGCCUGGCCCUGGGGAAUGUGGCUGAAGAGGAUGACACGGCUGAUGGGGAUGACACGGCUGAUGGGGACAACAUGGCUGAUGGGGACAACAUGGCUGAUGGGGACGGUGUGGCGCAGGGCAGGAGGAUUAAGUGCAGGCUGUGCACCAAGAUCAUGAAGAAGAUACAGGAACUGGCAGGUGACAACCCUGACGAGGCGGCGGUGGCAGCAGCACUGCAGAAGGGCUGCCGGGUGCUGGGCCGGAUGAUGGGCAAGCAGUGCCAGCGGCUGGUAAAAAAGUACCGGGAUCAGAUCACCGAGGAGCUGCAGAACGGGGACACGCCCCAGGACAUCUGCACUGCCGUGGGCAUCUGCCGGUCCUGAGCAUGGUACAGCCCCGAAUGCCCCACAAACCCCAACACCCCUCCAGCUCCUGAUGCCCCCACAGCCCAGCCAUCCCCCUCCCCCACAAUAAAGUCCCUUCUCUGGCUC
Prinia subflava (tawny-flanked prinia) is the source of this 1197-nucleotide messenger RNA. RefSeq names its product antimicrobial peptide NK-lysin-like. Gene Ontology annotation, biological process: lipid metabolic process; antimicrobial humoral immune response mediated by antimicrobial peptide; defense response to bacterium. Bases 574 to 1089 code for a protein of 171 amino acids. The transcript is spliced from 5 exons. Lineage: Eukaryota; Metazoa; Chordata; Aves; Passeriformes; Cisticolidae. Gene Ontology annotation, cellular component: cytolytic granule. The record is from RefSeq and is a predicted model, not a curated record.